GCGGCCAGCCACACAAAGGACGUCGCCGGUAGUGCGUACCUCAGCCUGGUGGCAAGCGGGUAAGGCCGAGCCGAGCUGUGUCGCCGACCGAGUUCGUUGGAUUACGUCUACCGCUACCUCUCGUUAUGGAUUGGACGACGUCGGCUCUUGGGAUGUUCGUGUCUCGGCUGCAAUGACCAUAAAAUGGGCAAAUUUUCGUCUGCCGUCGUCCAGUCGCACACCGGUGAUCGGAUAAGACCAGGGAAAGAGAUCCAGCGCGGUGGAAUGAAUCCUCCUCCAUGGUGGCGAUUUCGUGACACCAGGAUCCAAUGAAAGACAACCUGCUGGAUGGCCACCGGGGUAAGGUGGCUACUAAUGUCACGUCUACUCCCACAGCAAGUGGCAAGACGGAGGUUGUAGGGGGACCUGGACCCACCAACUUCGACGACGAUUACAACGAAUGGGAAUUAGGUAUCGGCGAUCUCAUCAUCGACCUGGAUGCUGAUAUAGAGAAGAAUAACGACAAAUAUCACGGAAUCGGCGACGGGAGUGUGACUUUCGGCUUGUUGACGACCAAUUGUGACUUAACCGGCACGACGUCUAGCAUGUCGAGCACCAAACAGUCCCGCAUGACCGGGAACAGUAACAGUAGUAGUAGUAGUAGUAGCAGUAGCAACAGUAGUAGCAGCGGCGGCGGCGCCGGCGGAGCGGGUUCCGGCGGCGGCGGCGCGGGCGCGGGUGGAGCGGGCGCAGCGGGAAACGGAGCCACCGUGGAGCACCAGGCCACGGUGGACAAAGGACUCAAGAUGAAGAUCAAGCGCAAGAACGUGGGAAGCAAAUUCUCCGAGGCCAAGCACGAAAUCGUGCAGUCCGACACCAAAGUGGCCCACCAGCCGGCCUCCGAGGCCGGCGGCGCCGCCCCCAACUGCGUCCAAGUGGCCGCGCCGGCGGAGCCCAAGUCCAAGCAUUCGUCGGGCAAGGGCAGGAGCGCCGGACACCGCGAAAAGAAGGAGAAGAACAAGGACAAGAGCAACAACAAGGCCGGCGCCGACGUCAACGGCGUCGCCGGCAACGCUCACGGCGCCGUCUCCGCCUCCAUCAAGUUAUCCGGAACCAACGGCGGCGCCGCCUCCGGCACUCAGGGCCCGACGUCGCACGCGGCGUCGGCGCCCGGCGCUAACGCUUCCGCCGCCUCCUGCGACGGCGUGGUGUCCGCCGGCAACUGCCUGCCCUCCAUCAUGCCCAGUCUGACCGUCAAACUGGAGACCAAGUACUCUUCGCUGCCCGCCAACAGCACGGUCUUGCUGAAGCCCGAGGAUCUGCCCAAGAGCCCUCCGCCCAAGCGAGUUCGAGUGGACAAGGCGGACCCGAUGCGGGAUGCGGGUACCUCCACGAGUGUCGGGACCAUCACAGAACCAGAAUGUUUGGGACCUUGUGAACCCGGGACCAGUGUGACGUUAGAGGGUAUUGUAUGGCAAGAAACGGAAGGAGGUAAGAUACAUUUUAUUUUUAUAUUCAAUGAUUUAAUAUUAAUCACUGUUGCAAUUUUUCCUCUCGAGAUGCGGGAUGCGGGUACCUCCACGAGUGUCGGGACCAUCACAGAACCAGAAUGUUUGGGACCUUGUGAACCCGGGACCAGUGUGACGUUAGAGGGUAUUGUAUGGCAAGAAACGGAAGGAGGUGUAUUGGUUGUGAAUGUAACAUGGAGAGGGAAAACCUAUGUUGGUACUCUCCUGGACUGUACAAAACAUGACUGGGCUCCACCUAGAUUUUGUGAAUCACCUACAAGUGAUAUAGAUGCUAAGACUUCCAAAGCACGUGGAAAGAGAGGAAGAGGAUCAACUGGUACAUCUAGUGAAGGUAAUAAUUAUAAUGACUCUAGAGCAACUGUCCAGAGUAAAUUAAGAAACUGUAAAGGACGCAGGAGUGCUUCUAAUAAUAGCAGUUGUACUAACUCAGGGUUCACGGUACCUAGUAGUCCAGCAAAAAGUGAAUCGGGAACAUCAAAUAAUGGUAAAAGAAAGGGACGGCCAAAUGAUUUGGAAUUAAGUCCAGCACAACCGGAUAGUAAAAGUACCAAAAGAAGUCGAUCACAGUCGAGAAGCACUCCUACUCCUAAUAGUAGCAGUGCUCCAGUGGACUUUCCUCAACCGUCCUCACCAGUUCUGAUAGAAUGCCCAGAACCAAAUUGCAGUAAAAAGUACAAACAUAUCAAUGGUCUUCGGUAUCAUCAGACACAUGCCCAUAGUAAUCCUGAAGCAGGAAAAAUUGAUGAUAUAUUAGAAGAUGGCAAAGAUGCAACAAAUAGUUCAGAUAAUGAAGAAAAUUUGCAGGAUAGUACAAGUGUGCCUCCUAGUCCUGCUAUAACUCCUUUUUCUACUUCAGUUUCACCUCAUCACCAUCAUGAAUCAAAUAAUAGGACUUUAUCCACAUCUGAAACUAUAUCAAUUUUAGAAAUUAAUACACCAUCAGAAGGUGAAAAUUAUUCAGAAGCAACAGAUUUGUCAACACUUGCUUCAGUUGCAAUUAAUGAUUCCAAGAAAAAUAGUAAUUUUGUUCAUCUUAGUGGUACAAACAAUCAGUUAAAUUCUGUUAUAAAGUGCCAGGAAAAUAACGACACUUCAUCAAAUUCAGAAGGAACUAAACCUGUAUCAGUUAAUAUGCCCAUAUCAGGACCUGCUUCUAAUAUUUCAUCUCAUGUUGGAUUAACUCAAAGUCCGUCAUCAUCAUCAUCGUCGUCAUUGUCUUCAUCUUCCCUUGUAAACUUUGUAACAUCAGCAACUACUGCAGAUAUUCCUUCUGUAACGGUUAGCAUUCCUACAUCUCAUGUUUUAUUUAACCAGACUUCUACAGUAGGAAGUGGAAGCACAACCACAACCACUUCCUUAGUGAACCUAACAUCAAGUGCUGCAAUGUCUGUACAGUCAAAUAACAUAGCUACUUUCUUUUCACCACCUGUAGCUGUAUCUUCGUCGGUAUCUUCAGGGACAGUUGAUAAGAGUAAGUUAGAAAAAACAGAGAAGUAUAAAUUAAAGUCUUCUAGUUCUACGACAGUAAGACCUGUUAUUUCAGUUCCACCAACACAAGUUCUUCCCCUUUCGAAUAAUAACAGUGCACCACAGACAGGUACCUCUCAUCAACAUGUUACAUCAUCAUUGAAACCAAUUCAACCGAAACCAACUAUUUUAGGAGAACCAACAACAAUUAAUCCAGCUCUUGAAGGUUUAAAGAAAGAGAAAUCUAAACAUAAGAAAAAGAGUAAAGAGAGAGAUAAAGAAAGAAAAGGAAAUUCAACAAAUUUACAAUCAAGUAAAUCACAGGUUUUACAGUCAGCAGAUGAAAAUGACAGAAUUGGAAGACCUUUUGAGGGUUUAGAUACAACAAUAGCCAAAAAUGUUAAUAAUACUGCCAGUUCUUCAAAUGUUCAACAAAAACAGAUUGUUUCAUCAUUAGGAAAUACACAGUCAUUAAAUUCUGAUUCAAAUCCUGCUGAUUCUAGCAAUAUAAAUGAGAAUGUUCAAAGUCCUGCUUACUCUGAUAUAUCUGAUGCCAAUGAUAGUGCACCAGUACUUGAGUCAGAGGUUCCAAGUAAUAAAGACAAGGAUGAAGUUAAAUCUCCGCCAGAAGUUGUAUCUCAAGCCGCUGCAGCUAGUCUUAGUACUUACGGAAUGUAUACAUAUUAUAGUCAACCCCCAUAUUUGAUUCCUUCAGUUCCUCAAAAUUCUGUUCCAUCUGCUACUCUGAAUGUAGAAAAGAAUGAUACUGAAAAGAAAUCUGAAACAGAGAGAAAUAAGGAAGUUAGAAACUGGAACUGUCCACAAGAAGUUAAAAUUGAAAAUAGUAAUGUUUCACAGGAGAAAACAGAAAAGAAAAGUUCUACUGAAGAAGUUACAACACCAACAAAUAUUGCACCGCCAUCUGCCGUAUCUAAUAGUGGUCAACAGGAAUAUCCUAUUCAACAACAGUAUGCCUAUCCUUAUGGUUAUAUGCAAGGAUAUCCAUAUUCUGUUGAUGCUACCUAUCAUAUGCAUUUAUUAGCAACAGAUCCCCAUUACAAACAACAGUAUGAACAUUUCAUUGAAGAACAGGAACGAUUGUAUCGAGAACAAGCAGAACGGCAGCAUAAGGAGCAAACAGAAAGACAACAUAAGGAACAUGUUGAAAAACAACAAAAAGAACAAGAGCGACAACACAAAGAACAUGUGGAUAAACAGCAUAAAGAACAAACAGAAAGACAUCACAAGGAUCAUGUAGAAAGACAACAUAAAGAACAAAUAGAGAGGCAACAUAAAUUACACAUUCAACAUUCUCAGAUAAGAAACAAAGAAGAACGAAGUCGUGAAAGCAGGGAGAAAAUUUCUGAAGAUAAAGGAAUUCAUCCACCUUUAUCUGUUCCUCCAGAUGUGAAUAAACAAACUUCUGCCAGCAGUGCUGUGAUAACUAGUAAGGACAGAGAAGUUCGGCCUCCUUCUCAUCCCUCACAAAAUAGGGUUGAAAGUUCUGUGACACCUUCUGUUUCUCCCGUAGUUACAGCUACAACUCCUUUAAAAGACAAACAAAACGAAAACCAUCAAAUAUUGAAAGAAAAUAUUGAAUUAAAAUCUCAGAUGGAUGCUGGUAAGGUAAAACUGUCACAGUAUGAAGCAGCAAUGCUUUAUGAGAGACAGAGAGAAGAAAUGAGACGAUAUUAUAUAAUGCAAGAACGUUUAAUAGAUCAACAAAAAUUAGAGACUGAACAUUCACAGACUCAGUUACAGGGAAGAAAAGAUGAAAUGUUUAAUACUGUAGUCAUUAAAAAUAAGCCCUGUAAUAUGUCUGAAUCAACAAGACCAACUUCAGUCAUACUUUCACCAAAAUCAGAGUCCACAAAAUCAUUGUCAUCUAGUCCAAAAGGGAAUUCACGAGAACAGACUUUAUUUCCUAAAGAAUACACUAACAAUUCUUCAUCAAGCAAAAAAGAAAGUGGAGCAUCUAGUAAGACAUCUGAACAUGCAGAAUCUAGUGCUCGUGAAGAUAAACAUAAAAGUGAUAAGGGAAAGAUACAUAAUGAAGGUCAAAAGCCAACAAUGGAAACAACGGGUCCUCCGCCACCUCCAACCAACAGCUAUGCUUAUCUUCAGCCAUCUUAUCUUCAACCUACCCAUUCACAUUUUGCACACAUACCAUUUGAUCCUUUAUAUAGAGGUAGUUUAAGUCCAAUGUUAAUGUCUACACCUCCUCAUUAUGGUAGUUCUCAUUAUUUGCAUUCUCAGUUGCGCUAUCAUGUGCCUUCAGCACCCUGUGACAUUCCACCACAUAAUCAAGGUAUGCCAGACAGUUUGGGUCCAAAAUUACAUCCGACAGGUUCAGCUAAAGCUUUAGAUCUUUUACAUCAAGUAUCACAACAUUAUACCUGUUCGACACACAAAAUUCAUGAAUUGCACGAAAGAGCGAUAAUGUCUCCCACAACGAGUACAAAUUCUUCCACACCUACGGCAUCCACGCAGAAUAAAGCUAGUAGUUCGGAAGCAACAUCGAGCAGUUCUAAGCAAGAAGUAAACAACACAAACGAUAGGAGUCAAUCACCUCCACCUCAACGACAUCUGCAUACUCAUCAUCAUACGCACGUAGGAGUUGGUUAUCCUCUUUAUGAUCCUUAUGGUGGUAAGUCAAACUUUUUCUAAUAAUUUAUUAAAUGUGUACAUUUUAGAAAUUUUCGUAAAAUUUUAAUUUGAAAAAUUAAAGAUUAUACAUUUGAAUUUCAUUCCGAAAGUGUCUUAUAAAGAAUCUUACUGUUAUUGUGUUUCAGGCUUAACGAUAGAAAAUUAUUCAUAAAAUAUUGUUAAUUACUGUACAGUAUUAGAAAAACUGUUGUCAGUUUC
This is a messenger RNA of Centruroides sculpturatus (bark scorpion), 5840 nucleotides long. RefSeq names its product zinc finger protein 608-like. The record is from RefSeq and is a predicted model, not a curated record. Gene Ontology annotation, cellular component: nucleus. Gene Ontology annotation, biological process: regulation of transcription by RNA polymerase II. The transcript is spliced from 5 exons. The coding region runs from base 309 to 5642 and encodes 1777 amino acids. Lineage: Eukaryota; Metazoa; Arthropoda; Arachnida; Scorpiones; Buthidae.